Molecule: messenger RNA, 3035 nt
Organism: Cotesia congregata
Lineage: Eukaryota; Metazoa; Arthropoda; Insecta; Hymenoptera; Braconidae
Source: the annotation of a GenBank genome assembly
UAGUAGCGAUCCAGGACAAAGUCAGCGAGUGCUUGCCGCAACCUUUCCAAUUUGGAAAGGUUGGGAGUGAAAAACUGCUGAUGGGUUCCAGGGUCCUCCAACAUUUUCCGAGUGAAUUUUUGGGAAAAUUUGGUGACCUCGGGACCCGCAGGUCCGAACAAUACCAACCACUCACCAACCAAAUCCAAUGCCUGGGAAGAGUAGAAAAAGAAAUAGAAACUCACUCACCUGUUCCCCAAAUACCGCAGUCGCGUACUGGAACCAGGUUCCAUAAUUUUCAAGUUCAAACUGAAGCAUUGACAUCAGUUUUGGAUGAGUCACCAGAUGAACGACACGAUGCAGAAAUUUUUCGAGCAGUGUUUGAGUCAAUGAAGCAGUGGGAAUUACAUAAAAAACGUUCUAUGCGAAAAAAAAGAGAAACAUCUCGAGUAUGCUAUGAAAAUGUUGGGUGUUUUGAAGAUACUGGACCAUUUAGUUAUUUAGAAAUGCUUCCUUCACCACCUAAAGAUGUCGGUACAAGAUUUUACGUUUAUGGAAGUCGAAAAGCUAGAUCAGUACCGAUGGAAGUUUCUGCUGACGAUGUAGCAAAUGAUGUAGCAAAUAAUGCAAUUGAUCCUCAAUUACCUACAAAAAUAAUUGUUCACGGCUUUGGAUCUGAUUGUGACAAUGUUUGGGUAUACGAGAUGCGAUCGGCACUUAUGUCAGUACAUGACUGUAACAUUGUAUGUGUUGACUGGAGUCCUGGAAGUGCGAUACCGAAUUAUGUAAGAGCGGCAGCUAAUACAAGACUAGUAGGAAGACAGUUAGCACAAUUUGUACGAGGUCUCAAUGUAUCUCUGGAUAUGGUUCAUAUGAUUGGAUUUAGUUUAGGUGCACAUGUUGCAGGUUUUGCUGGUUCAGAGCUUUUUAAUGUCUCUAGAAUUACUGGUCUGGACCCUGCUGGACCUCUAUUUGAAACUCAAGAUCCACAAGUAAGGCUCGAUAAUAUGGACGCUCAUUUCGUUGAUGUGAUACACAGUAAUGGGGAACAAUUAAUUCUUGGUGGCUUGGGAUCAUGGCAGCCAAUGGGUGACGUUGAUUUUUAUCCAAACGGUGGACGAAUGCAAACCGGAUGCUCCAAUCUAUUUUUGGGGGCACUAGCUCAAUUGAAGGAAGAUCACUAUGCAAUCACCGACGAGCAUAUAAAUUUUUCACUGAUUCGCCCGAAAUGUCGCUUUCCGGCAUUUCCAUGUGAAAAAGGAUACAAUGGUUUUCUACAAGGUGAAUGUUUCCCUUGUGGUCCUGGUAGACUUUGUGGCGAUAUGGGUUAUUAUAGUGACACUUCAAAUGCUCGAGGACAAUUGUAUUUAAUAACCCGAGAAGAAGAACCGUUUUGCGCUCUUCAAUAUCAAAUAAAAGUAUACAAUAGUCAUGGAAAAAGACCUACAAAAAGUUAUGGAAAGCUACAAGUUACACUUAUUGGAUCUGGGUCUUUCAAUGAGACUUUUACUAUGACCCGAAAAGAUGAUGAAGAAUUAUUAGUUGGAACGAUUCUUCAUAAAAUAGUUGUACCUCAUCCAGUCAUAGUGAACUUAAAAGCAGUCGAGGUAAAAUACACUGCCUAUAGUGGCUGGAUUUCAUCUGGUCUUGUUUCCUGGGACAUUGACAAAAUAUCCGUCCUAGAUAGUUUUGGUAAAAGCAUAUCCGUUUGCAAAAAAAGCCUUUCUCUCGAAUCUGAAAAUUCGGUUUAUUUAUUAUUAUAUCCGGGUGAAUGUAACAUUCCAAUAGAAUUAGAUUAUACCUCAAAUAACCAUAGUUUGUCAUCAACAACUUUAACAAAUCCCCAAGAAGAUUUAAUUGACAAAACGUUCAAUGAAAAAGUUGAUUCACAUAAUAUUGGGCCUUUUGUAAAGAAUCAAAAUUUUGAAUCAGAAAAUAAAUUUUCUGUGCAAAUGUUAUCGGAUGAAAAUAAUUUUCCACAGACAAACAUGGGUCCAUUUACAAAAAAUCAAAAUUUAAAAAUGACAUUAAUCGAUAAAACAAAUCAAUUUAGUCAAAGUGAGAAUCACAAACUGAUUCAUCAGGAUACAAAUAAAGAUAACUCUAAAUUUUGGUCAUCUGUUAUUUAUGAUAAUAGAUCAAAUUUAUUAGGAAGUCCACUAGUUGAAAUGGGACGAGGAUUUUCUGAUGCUGGAUAUGUUAUUUCUACUUCCACCACUUCUUCUGUACCUACAGAUUCAACACCGUCAAUUAAUUUUAUAAGUGAAAUACAUGAGCCAGUAUUAAAAGUCAAUAAACAUGAGACUGGUAGAUCAAUGCGGCUACCUGAGGUAACUGAGCCACUUUUAAGACCUCGUAUUAUCAGGCAAAAUAUUGAAAAGUCAGAAGUACCUGAAAAAAAAGUAGAAAAUUCUAAUUCAGAUGCUGAGAGUAAGAAAGAAACAAACAAAGGAUUCACUGUCCAAUUAUUACCGGAAAAGCUUGCUAACAUUUUAGAACAAGCGGAAAAAUAUGCUCGGCGUACGUUUUUGCCGCUUAUAUCACAAUAUACACCAAGUUUUAUUGAUGAACGAGGUGAAAAGCUAAAAUAUUUUCCUUCGUUGACGAACAUUAGUGAAGACAAUAGUUCAUCUGAAAGUCAUAUUAUUUCUACGACUUUACUACCGAUUAAAGAUAACUAUAAGGAUUCACAAGAUAUAAAAAUUAUAGAUGCUGUAAACAGAUCAAAAAAAAAUAUUAAUUUAGAAUUGUUUGAAAAAACAGUCAAUAAUAAAAUAAUAUCGUCUAAGUUUGAAUUGUCGGAAGUAUUAGGUAAUACUACCAAUAAAAAUAGUGGGCUUAAUAUUGAUGAGACACGAGAUUUGGACAAAUCUAUAGAUCAAUCAAAUAAUUGGGUGCCUAUAAGUAGAAAUUUAUUUGAUGGUCGAUCCAUAAGAACGAAUACCGAUAAUUUGCCAUUAUUAGAAAACCCUGUUAAAAUAUUGAAAUCUUAUAGUAAAUCAUCAUUUGAUAACAGUACUUCUAAUAAUAGUAUAAAUAAUUAUACUAAUAACAAU